This is a messenger RNA of Nasonia vitripennis (jewel wasp), 2170 nucleotides long. Its product is annotated as inversin-B-like. Gene Ontology annotation, molecular function: protein binding. Bases 326 to 2089 code for a protein of 587 amino acids. The transcript has 2 exons. The record is from RefSeq and is a predicted model, not a curated record. Lineage: Eukaryota; Metazoa; Arthropoda; Insecta; Hymenoptera; Pteromalidae.
UACCUGCGCCUGGAUUGGCCCGCAUAGUGCAGUUACUGCGCCGGCGCAGUCAACGCCUUGCGCUAUUGGCUGCUGCAGCUGGAGAGAGGGAGUGGCUUAGUACUCGACAGUAGCGCGGCGUCGUUUAAACAAGCGUUCUUAUGGAAGUCGGCAGAGAAGUGCCCGUGGCGGCCGCUCGUACUAUUUUGUCGUGCGUAAACUGCGACUGCACCCUUAAAUAGACCGCCCGGAGCAGAGAAGCCAGUCAGUCUCGCAGAGUCCCUCGAGCACUAGCUUCCUUCCGAACAGCAUCAGUGUACCUCAUCAGCCUUCCGAACCACUCAAGAUGUUUGGACCCAACUACAUCACGUUCCGCGUCGACAAGCGCCACGGCUACUACGUGGAUUCUACGAGCUCGGAUCCUUACGGCGACGAGCAGGUGAAGAAUUACGACGAGAUGCUGUGCCGAGCCCUGGGCAAGAUCUUCCAGAAGCAGAGACGACUACAAGACUCCUUCAUCCAGCGCAUUUUCGGUCCUGUAAUUCAGCCACUGACGAGAUAUGCCGGUGGCCAGAUAAACGAAUUACUUCGUGCCUCCGACCUGGACUUCAUGGUGAAACGCAUACUCGAGCUGGAACCAGGCCUCAGCUCGAUAUUUCCAAAGGGAAAUAAUUUUCCACUCUUGUGGAUAGCCGUCCUCGGUUCUUUGCAGAACUCAGCCGAGUUACUCGUGCGCUCGGGUGGCUACGUCAACGAGCGUUGUCUGAUCAAAUUGGAUCAUUGUGUCGAAGAGAAGUGGAACAUCCUACAACUCGUGCUUAAGAUGUACCCCUCCUCGUGGAAUGAUCGGUUCAUCGGUCUCUUGCUCGAUCACGGAGCCGACUUUGAAGAUCAGGACCCCAACGGCGAGACGGUCUUACAUUCUGCAGUGUCGCGAUGCCGUGUCCGGGUGACCAAGUUGUUGCUGGAGAAAGGAGCCGACGCCAACGUCAGAGGAGCCGAGGGUAGAGUACCGAUGCUCACAGCAGCCGGCGGCAAGAAAGCCGACGAACUGGUACCAUUAUUGAUGAAGUAUAAAGCUGAUGUCACCGCCAGAGAUAGCGACGGCCAGAGCGUAUUACACCGCCUCGCAUCUUCCUCCUACGGUGAGCACGUCGACUUGGCCAAAACCUUAAUCCGGAAGGGUGUCUCAGUCGACGGCAGGGAUUCCAUACGCCAGUACCAACCGAUACACUGGGCUGUCCAGUGCGGAAAACACAAACUGGUAAACUUACUCUUGGAUAAUGGCGCAGACGUAAACGCGCAAAUGAUCGGCGGCGAAUCCCCGCUCUACCUCGCUGUCCAGUAUGCUUGCCCAAUAGCGCUGCUGCGAACUCUGCUCAACCGCGGCGCAAACGUCGAUCUAAAAACCAUCGGAGGCCAGACCGUGCUGCAUAACGCCUGCAGGCACUGCAACAAAAAGAACGUCAAGAUAAUGAAGCUACUUCUGUCCGUCGGCGCGAACGUCUUCGCCGAGGAUCGCCACGGUUUCACCCCCUUAGUCUACAGCAAUCUCAACGACAUCGAAGACAUCGAGGAGAAGUUUGAGAAUCCGAGCAUCAGACUUAUGCUCAAGUCGCUGGCGUUGAAGAAGGCCAGCCUGGAGUCGACCGACGAGGUGAAGGACGAGAGAGUCAUCAAGCUGUACCCAAAGCUCUGGACCUACUACCAAGUCUGCCAGGCUCACGUGGCCAAGGCGAAAUCCACAAAGUUCAUCAAGAACUGCACGUACUUCCACCUCCUCACGCAGGACCACCGUCAGCUCGUCGCGCGCCUACGCAAUCCCAGCUUCGACAGGAGCAAUGUGAAACUAACCGAUUUGCGAGGAUUCUUUAUCUAUACUGAGGACAUACUCAGAGCUUUGCAUCACGCGCAGAAGCACUACCGCUUCAUCGCCAGCAACGUUUUGCCGUGGAUGGUCGUGAAGAAGAGGGUGGCCUGCUACAUGGACAAGUGCGAGGAAUGUGAUAUGAAGCAAGUAGUGCAGGAGUCGCGGAAGAACGGGGAGAACCCGGCUAAACUUACGUACAAGAACUUUAAAAUUUUUGACGAUGAUUCUGAGUCGAAUUAGGAAAAUCUUGUUUGUUUUAUUUUCAAUGUAUAUUUAUGUAAACUUUAAGCUAUAAAAAUAAGAAAAUAAUAAAAAUGACAU